AUCAAAUUCUACUUACCACGCAUGCCUACAUAUACCUACAACCCACCUAUAUGUCAAUGCCGCCGCCUAUACUAUACCUAACGCUUAUACUACAGGAGAGAGAGGGAGAGGGAGAGGGAGAGACAGUCUUUCCCCGGUGACAACAUGCCUGCGUACGUACAUAGGUAAGUCAGAUGCCUGUCAACUCUAUCGGUGGAGCCAAAAGGAGGCCCGGCCCUCUUUGGAACAAUGAAAUGAUGGACCAGGCCGAGGAACAAUCACGGCACGCAUGCGUAGCCUUGCCGCAUCACUUUCCUCUUAUCAAUGCAAUACAUAUAUUUACCCACAUACCACAUGCUUACACAGACCUAUACUUAAGCGGCCCCACGGUUCCUUACUGUACCGGGCGGGAUGCAAAAGGGGGGAGGGGGGGGGGGCAAGGGGGGGACUCCACGAGGAGGACGAGAAGAGAGAUGCGUAGGAAUAUGAAAAGAAAAGAAAAAGAAAAGAAGAAUCCAGGGGGGCGACAGGGCGAAUCAGAACCGGCACAACUCGCCGCUGGAAUAAUUGCACCAAUUGGCAACCAAUGGGAAACACGAGGGCGACUGGCGAUAUUCAGAUCUCUUUCCCAUCCAGUCGUUGCAUCCCAUCCCGUCUCGUCUUCCUACUCCUCCUCCCCCUCCUUCUACUCCUCUUCCUGCUGCUGCUGCCGGACGUACAUACAUAUAUACAGACGCGCAUACGGUAGGCUCACGCACACACACGCACACACGCACACACGCACACACGCACACACGUACAUGUCUAUCUGCCUGCUUACCCUGCCUACACGCACAUGCGUAUAUGCGUCCAUACAUACAUACGUUCAUCCCUCCCUCUGUCACUAGACCGAACCCCCCUUCCCCCCCUCCCCCCGGUAGCACGCAGAUUCGGCCGGCCUGCCUAGAUGUAGGCAUGUAUGUAUCUGUGCAUAUAUGUACAUGUGCUCACGAGUCAUUCGGGAGCUGGGUUGUGGCGUUAGGGAAUAAGAGGAAAUCCUGGUUCGCCGGACAUAGCUACUCACACACACGCGCGUACGUGCGGUGCGUGACCCCGUACGGCGCCACGCCGUGGCGAAUGACGAAAGGAGACAACCCGUCUCCCCUCCGCCCGCGCGCCCUUCCGAGAGCAGAGGCCCACAGCGGUCACGUACGUACGCACGCCUCAGCGCGGGCGCGCCAUGCCUACCUACAAGGCAGACAGGCAGGCAGACGGGCGGAUAGAC
Durotheca rogersii is the source of this 1243-nucleotide messenger RNA. RefSeq lists its product as uncharacterized. The transcript has a single exon. Bases 174 to 866 code for a protein of 230 amino acids. NCBI's taxonomy places the organism in Eukaryota, Fungi, Ascomycota, Sordariomycetes, Xylariales, Xylariaceae. The record is from RefSeq and is a predicted model, not a curated record.